UGCAAUCUUCUAUUUGUUCCGAGUUACAUCCAUAUGGUCAUUCAAUGCCUUAAAUAGAGAAUAUAUACAUACAAUUCAUAGCACCGUAAGGCUAGAACAGCACCGCUAGGUAGAUGCUUCCGUCAUUUGGGUUUUCCUCAUUGGUCACGCCCCCACUCUACGCUGAUUGGCUGCCGCACUUUACAUAUGUCAAUAUAACGGAAUGGUCUGAUCUGCCCAAACAAUUAUUUGCUAAAAAGUUAGCCAUUUGUAAUACAAGUAAACAUUGGAAAUUAUGAAUUUAUUUAUGAGGUUAUUUUUGUUAAUCCUAGUGUGGUGGUCUUUACAGCUAUCUAAAGUUUUUAUUUUCAAAAGAAUGAUAGUGAAUGUUUUUAUUAUUGCCAUCCAUUUUUUAUUAUUGUCAUGCAACACUGCAGUGUUGUGUGAUUUCUGCAGUAUUGUAUGACAAUAUAUUGUCAGUUUAUUUUUAGAGAGGUAUCUCAAUAAUAUUAUUAAUACAAACAAGAUCUCAAUCUCAAACGACAUUUUCACGCCACACACGAACCAAUUGCUGCAUUGUUGUCUAGUCCAAUUGCAUUGUAUAAAUUCAAUAAUACAAUCAAUUUCUAAAGACAGACUUAAAAAAGAAGAUCGCUGAUAUGACCGUUGACGUCACUCACAUUCAGUAGUGUUAGUGAAGUUCUCGCGCGCAUGGAGUGAGUACAAUCACGCCGUUAUCGCUUCGUGUUCAAAUUAAGAUUAUAUUUUAUCGGUUAAAUGUUCUUGACAUAUGCCUAAUACCAACAUAAACUGAAAAGUUUACAUUUUACGCUAUCAGUGUUUACUUAUCUGUUGAGAACGAGAGACAGAGGGAUAAUUUAUAACCACCUCAGACUGACAGCAACAUGAACUGGGUCGGAGGAACCCGGAGCAGGUUUAUGAAAAACAAAGAAGACACCAUAAAACAGAGAGCGUUUUUUCAAAGGCAAAGGAUGAAGAUAAAGUCAAAUAUUAUGGACUCAACCAAAGGACAAAACUCUGGCAAUAUGGAUCUGCUGACAUUAUUUAUAGUCAACCAGAUUGCGUCAAAGAAAGAAAAAACUGCCAAACCAAAAACAAACCUGUCGAUUGUUGGAAACAGAACCAAAAAAGCUUUGAACGAACCCUUAGAGUUACCAAUGAGCCCUUGCACUCCUUCAAAAUUGGACCUAGUCACCAGUCAGACACAGCACAGUGUAGACACACCUGUUUUCAAAAUCAGAAAACAUCGCCUUGCUGAAAAAUUCAAGGUCAAUCCGCUGUCUCCUGUGUUUGAAUCUAACCUGUCCGAUGCCAGUGGCUCAGAAAAUCAACCAUCCUCAACUUUAAAUGGCUCCACAGAUCCAUUCCAACCCAAACCCACACCACAUGUACCCUCCUUCCUGCCAUCCAGGGAAAAUCCUGACAAUAAAACUCCUCAGUAUGUGUCAUUCUCUCAACCAACCAAGCUGAAUAAUCCAUGGACCAUUGCAUCCAAUGAAGCUCCUGAGCAAGAUCUGCCUCACAACAGUCCAGUGGUUGGAAUUCAGUUUGAGAGCACAUUACCAAACCCAGAGAUGGACGAGGAUUCAGUGACCUCAGGUUUUUAUCCACUGAGCAGUGACCAACCGGAGGAACCACUGUUCAUUGAUUUCAAGAAUAGAGAUUGUGAAGUGCUUUCCACAAUGAAUUCAAGUGACAGAUCACAAAACAUGUACAAUGAGGAGUUUUCAACACAGAAAUUUGGAUGUACUGACAGCAACACAUCAGGUGCUGAUGGUAGAAAUGUCUUUGUACACGGUUGGGAAUCUCCAAGAGGAGUUUAUCUCGGCCUAGAUGACGAAGAAGAAAUGGACUUGCCUCACGCUGAAGAUUCUCUCAUAGCAAAGCACUGUUGUGAUUGCAAGUUGUCAAAGUGCAAGGAUCCUCCAAUAACCUUGAAUAAGGGGACACAAACAGAAGCUUUAUCUAACUGUGAUGUCUCAGUUCAGUGUUCACCUAUUCAUCCCAGCAAAUCUGUGCCUUUCCCCACCGCUGAUCAGAAAACCAAUGUCCCUAUCACAAGGCAGCAGUCUUUUCAUUUUAAUCAGAUACUCAAUCGAACUACACUUAGUUCUCCGGAAGAUGGCCACAAAAGAACAGGAAAUAGUCCCUCAGAGGCAUCAGCAGCAAACCAGCCGGUACAGAGACAUCCGGAAUCACAAGCAGACUUUCACCUCCGCAAACUUCGUAGUCGGAAGAGCACAGAGAGAGAUGUAACGCCAAAUUUGAAACAACCUCUCCGCAAAGCCUCAGAACAGAAAAUAGAUGAGAUGUGGAGAGCUAAAGUGAAAUUAGCGAGGUGUGACAGCCCUCGUUUGGAAAGUGUGACGCGAAACCCUGUCAAGGACGUCAAGCAUGCAGGAGAACCCGUGAAAAAGAAGAAAAAAUUCACGACAGAGAAAGGUGUCAACUGGGCCUCUGAAGAGACAAAGAAACAAGAAGCUGCUGAGAUUCUGCUGACGUUAAAGGACGAAAAGGAUUAGACAGUAAGCAAAAGUACAUUUUGAAAAAUCGAUUGUUCAAAUUUGAUGCAUGUAGGAUUAAAAAAACCCAAUGUUGUAUGUUAUUGUCUUUAUUACAAUCUCCAAGUACAUAUUCAAGUUUUCAAAGUUCAUAUAUUUAGUUUUAUAUAAUAUAAAUCUAGCAACAGUUUACAGCAACAGUAAUCAAAUACUGUACAACACAACAUUUGUCCUGACUAGUUUCCAUUCAUUUUAGAAACGCUGCAUUUUGUUUUUCACAUACAAAAACAAAAAACAAACAAAAAAUAUACAUCCAUACACUUAAAACAGAUGUGUUCAUUAGUAACACACAGAUAAAGAACCUCCCAAGUACAAUCUAAAAUUCAAAUACAUCUGGUACACAUGAAACUGCUCAAUAAAUCUCUAAAUUACAUCAUACAUAUAGACUAAAACGUUUAUAAUCUCUCUUGGACUCAAAUAGAAGCAAUAUGUUUAAUGUUAGAGUUUUUAUUGGUUUGGAAUA
This is a messenger RNA of Pimephales promelas (fathead minnow), 3024 nucleotides long. It is a transcript of the gene redic1, whose product is annotated as regulator of DNA class I crossover intermediates 1. NCBI's taxonomy places the organism in Eukaryota, Metazoa, Chordata, Actinopteri, Cypriniformes, Leuciscidae. The record is from RefSeq and is a predicted model, not a curated record.